CCCGUUGCUUGUCCAUUGGUGGCGUCGAUCAGCGAUGCGUGCAAUCCUUCCGUUCGUCUUCCUGCCCUUCUCGGCAGCGGCAGCUGCGACAAGGAUACCUCGUACUCAAAUCCAGCCUCCGGAGGAAGUGGAUUCCCUCCUGCAGACACUUCGCGAUGAAAUAAACAGGCUGGAGGCUGCUGUUCGAAAAGACUACUCACGCCUGGCCUCUCUUUUCCACGCAGGCCCAACUUCCACUCGCUUUCCUUUUACGACUGAUACACCAGGUACGGACUCUCCUGGAGGCCAGCAACAAUCCGCUUUUCUUCCAACUAGUACUUUAAUACCACAAACGACCUCUUCCACGACUGUUCCAACGAAAUCAACCCUGAGCUCCAUACCAGUUGUUACACCUUUGGCACAAACACAGACAAGCCGAAUUUCGACAAGUAACUCGUCCACCAUGGGCGUGACUACUUCUCAGCCGAGCGCGGCGCCUGCAGCGACCGCAGCGGCCAACAUCACAUGCGCGAACCUCUGCUCAGCACUUUCUUUCACUGAAUCAGAAUACCCGGUUCACCCAGUGUCUUGUCAAUCAUAUGCUGCUGGCGAUGAUAUCACCAUCACCGGCGGUCAAGCGCAGGCAGGUUGCGGAACAUCUUUCUCUCCUCAACUCGACGUUUGCCGAGUGGUCCUCACAGUAGAGACUAGCGAUGCUUCGGAGACGUACAUGGAAGUCUGGCUUCCUGAGAACGGCCAAUGGAAUGGACGCACCAUGAACACUGACAACGGAGGUGUCAAUGGAUGCGUGCACUACGUUGACAUGGACUACGUCUCUAGCCGCGGGUUUGCUGCGAUCGGUGACAAUGCUGGUCACAACGGUUCUUCGUUCGACGGCUCGUGGUUUGCAGACGACAACGAGGUCAUCAUCGACUGGGUCUGGCGCGCUCGUCACUCUGCUGUCGUUGCAGGCAAGGAAGUUGUCAACCAGUUCUACGAUCAAGCACCCGAAUACUCUUACUACAUUGGCUGCUCGGCCGGUGGUGCCCAGGGCAUGAAGUCCGCGCAGAUGUUCCCAGAUGACUUUGACGGUAUCAUUGCCGGCUCUGCUGCUGCCGACUUCAACCACCUACAAGCCUGGAGCGGCCGUUUCGUGCAACUCACUGGCACAUCCGACUCCGACCCCAAAUUCCUCACUCAAAAUGACUGGAUCACUGUCCAAGCUGCCAUCUUCGAUCAAUGCGAUGAGAAACUUGACGGCGUCAACGAUGGCAUCCUCGAAGACCCUUCUCUCUGCCAAUUUGACUCUUCUGUUCUUGCUUGCAGCAACAACGCUACCCUCUCUGGCUGCCUGACCGACACCCAAGUCAACACAGUCAGAGAAGUCUUCACCGAACUCUACAACACCGAAGGCGAACUCCUCUACCCAGCUCUCCUCUACGGCUCCCAAGUCGAUGCCUUCCGCCUCGGCCAACUCUCCGGCAGCGUCCAAGCCAUCUCCCGCGACUGGUACCGCUACGCAAUCAACGACGACCCCGCCUGGGACCCUCUCGACAUGAACCAAGCCGAUUACGCUCGCGCCGACGCUCUCGACGCCUACCACGGCAACGUCUCCCAGUUCUCCGGCGACCUGAGCGGUUUCCGCGCCGCAGGAGGCAAACUCCUCAUGUACCACGGCACAGCCGACCCUCUCGUCUCCAGCAGCAACUCCCAACGCUACUACCUCAAAGUCGCCUCCGAGCUCGGAAUCGACAACGUCGACAUGGACGACUUCUACCGCUACUUCCGCAUCUCUGGCAUGGCACACUGCGGUGUAGGCGGAAUUUCCGGCGCUGGAGCUUGGAUGUUCGGACAGAACGCCGCUGCGGCUGUCGCUUCGCAUAACAUUAUCGAUUACUUGCAAGAAUGGGUCGAAGAUGCCAACCCACCUGAGACUCUCAUUGGAACGAAGUACUGGUACGAUACGGUGUCUAUGGGCGUGCAAUUUGAGCGUGCGCACUGCAGAUUCCCGUACAGGAAUACGUUCAUCACGGGCCAGGAUCCUAAUGAUGUGGAUUCUUGGAGGUGUGAGCUGAUUGAUGAGUGGAGGGAGUGUGGACCUGGUGCUUUGCCUCGGUUGUGUAAUGUUGAUGGCAGUUUCAAUUAGAUUGCCGGAUGAACAUGAGGAAGGAACAAAAGAGACAGAAUAGGCAUAAAUGGCUUGUGAAGACAGUUGUUUGUAGAUUUAAUGUGAUUGAUGAUGAAUCUAGGUAUGCGCAAGAGAAAAGUUCGCAAAUACCAUUCGGUGUACAUAUUUGACUACUUCGUCUCGUUCCAGCAUCACUUGAAAAAUCUGAAACAGGAGUAUGUGUG
Cercospora beticola is the source of this 2331-nucleotide messenger RNA. RefSeq lists its product as uncharacterized. The record is from RefSeq and is a predicted model, not a curated record. NCBI's taxonomy places the organism in Eukaryota, Fungi, Ascomycota, Dothideomycetes, Mycosphaerellales, Mycosphaerellaceae.